AUGUACGCCCGCAUCAAUCAGCUAGCAAGACACUUCUCGCGCCCCCUCCCCAACUAUCUCCACCUCUCCGCCGCCGCUCGACCCUCACUAUCAAUUACGUCACGAGCCAUGAGCGCAAACGACCAGGCCAAACGGACUAUCAACACCGCAGCGUGUCUGAUCAUAGGAGACGAGGUACUCGGGGGCAAGACCGUAGACACCAACUCGGCAUGGUUUGCCAAAUACUGCUUCAGCCUGGGCAUCGACCUCAAGCGCGUCGAGGUCAUCCCCGACGAUGAAGGCGACAUCAUCGAGGCCGCGAAGCGCAUGUCGGACAAGUACGACUUCGUCAUCACCAGCGGCGGCAUCGGGCCCACCCACGACGACAUCACCUAUCAGUCCAUCGCCAAGGCCUUCAACUUGCCGCUGGUGAAGCACGAGGAGGCACUGUCGAAGAUGAAGGCAAUCAGCCGCCCGCACAAGCAGCAGCCUGAUUUUUCGUGGGACGUCGACUCGCCGCAGCGGAAGGCCCGAUAUCGCAUGAUUGAGCUGCCGUACGACAAGAACAUCCCCGACGAGGAGCAGGUGCUGUUUGUUGCCGACGAUCUGUGGGUGCCGCUGAGCGUCGUCAAUGGCAACAUUCACAUCUUCCCAGGCGUGCCCCGGCUGUUUGAGAAGAUGCUGACCGGCCUCAAGCCAACCCUUCUGCCGCGGCUGGUGGACCCCGAGGGCAAGGGCGUGCACAGGAUAUUGUUCAGCACGCCGCUGCCGGAGAGUGGGGUGGCCAGCUACCUGACCGAGCUGUCGCAGAAGGUGGAGGGCAAGGGAGUCAAGGUCGGCAGCUAUCCCCGAUGGGGCAAGAGCAAGAACACCGUCACGCUGGUGGGGCGAGACACAGAGUACAUGGAGUCCUUGGUGCCGGAAGUGGAAGAGGGCGUCAAGGGGAAGCGAGUGCAGAAGGAGGGCGAGGACGAUGACGAUGCGAGUGACCAGGAAAAGUGA
Messenger RNA from Neohortaea acidophila, 981 nucleotides. RefSeq names its product MoaB/Mog domain-containing protein. The transcript is spliced from 2 exons. Lineage: Eukaryota; Fungi; Ascomycota; Dothideomycetes; Mycosphaerellales; Teratosphaeriaceae. The record is from RefSeq and is a predicted model, not a curated record. The coding region runs from base 1 to 981 and encodes 326 amino acids.